GCACCUCUUGCCGAAUCAGACGACACGCAUGGCUUAUCACUGGUGACUACUUGCGUCCUGUCACUGCUGGUAUACCUAACAAAGUGUUUCGCUCAAGUUACCGCCCUUUAAAAUUCCUUGAUUGGCCAUUCACGCAAGUGUAUGGCCAGUUGAUCAAUGGAUAUUUAUCAUAAGUCUCUUACUGACUUUUGAAAGCUAAUUAGUUGAUUGGUCACAGUUUGUAGGUGAUCUAAGAACUUUAAAAAAAAACUAAUUCAAAUUGUGUAAUCAAACACCAAGCGGAAAUUUAUUUAAACACUUCAAUCUGAAUGUCGUCUGCUCUAACCCUAACAAUAUGCUAAUGAAAUAAAACAUUUUUUUUUUACAAUUAUACUUCUUUUCAUUGACAAUUUUAUUUAUUGUAAAGUUCAUUUAGAUUUAAAAAAAAAAAAAAGAAAAGCUUAUUCGAUCAAUUGUCGGCGUCACUUAAAAAUAACGUCUAUUUAUAUCGAGCUCUAAUAAAAUGUCUUGAUUUCCCUGAUCUCUCACACUCUCGCUCUGGUUGGCUUGAGAAGUGUUGUAAACUAGAAUCUCAAGAGUACUACGUGAAACAAUCACACAUCGGAGCAGCAAACGAGCGUUUUUUUUCCUUUUAUAAAUAUCUGUGUUUAAAGUUUGCCGUUUCUGGAGCGUUUGAGGUUUUAGAGACAAUUGUUUGCUUACAACAAAUACAGUUGAUAUUGACACAAUCAAUUAAAUGUGUUAGUUAUUCUGAAAAUUUAGAAAAAUUCAUAAAAAGAAUUAAGAAUAUAUUUUGUGAUUCAUUAUAUAGUCGGAUUUAAAAAACAAAAUAAUUAAUUGAAAAUCAAAGUUUUCAAUGCAGAGCUUGUGAGAUUUUUUUCUGGCUAAACAAGACAAUAGCAACAUGGAAAUAAAAGUGGACAACACAACUGAGUUAGCUAGAGACCGAGGGAACGGGGAAAGUUACGAGGCGAAUUUCGAAUUCUUCCCAUUUCACGAGGGAGAAACGUAUUCGUUGUACAAAGGAGUUCUCAACGGGGAAUACUUCGCCAGUGACAGGCACGGCGAGCGGUGCGUUGUUCGGACGUUGAAAAAGAAAUCUUCCAAUAGUUACGCUGACUGGGAUACAUUUGUGCAGGUCGCAUCGAAUGCGGAUGAGCUAGCCUCACAAUUUCAUAGAGAAACAGCCAGCAUGACAUUGUCUUUCCCUCGGCCACUUCUGACUAACGUGAAUCAAAAAUCAUCUUUCGUUGGAGUGUUCCGUAAAUUUAACCCCCACGAAAAGCGACUGAAGAUAAACGAGACGGUGGUUAUUGAGCCAUUAGUAGGGAGACCCUUCUUUCAGUUCCACAAACAAAAUGUUGCAAACAAUCAGCAAAGUAAACCUCAUGCAGAGCAAUGCGCAGUCAAAGGAAAUAAACAGAAGCGUACCACAAAGAACAGUAACUGUGUUUCUAGAGAACAAAACAGUGAAGAGCAGAGUUAUCCCGUAGAGGUUCUGCCAACUCUGGCUGCCUUCUCUCAUUACACUUGGCACGCAACGAAAAAAUUUAUCGUGACCAACUUUCAGGGAUCAUUCAACCAUGAGACAUCUUCAUUAACUUUGAUCAAUCCCACAAUUCAUUCCAUCGAUCAACGCUAUGGCGAAACUGACAGAGGCUUGGCCGGAAUAGAAGAUUUUUUUAACAAUCAUGAAUGCUAUAAGGGUCUCUGCUCUACUUGGUGCAAGUAUGAAACCCAAGAUCCUAACGGCAAUUCUUCAGAACCAGUUACAUCUCUAAAUCAGCCGGAUUAAAACACUGUCCUCGUCCACUUAAUUAAAGUCGUUGUCAGGAUUCAUUGCCCACAUUGAUUAGACCUCGUUGCCUUCGUUGCUAUGCUUCGUCUUAAAAUGGCGAAUACUUAGAGAGGCGUUAAAAAAAGUGAAAUCUUAAGACUGCGCCGUCAACAAAAAACAACAACACAACAAUAACAAAUUGUGUACGUUUGAAGUCUUACACGGGUAAAACAAAACACCUCCACACAGUUGAUUUAUUAUUUAACUUCAAUGACUUAUAAUAUUAUUGAUAAAAGUAAAAAUGUAUAAGAUCUAUUUUUGAAUUUUUUUUUUUUACAAUUGUUACGUAGACGUAGUGAUUCUUGUUUUAAUGUUAACACUGACUUUGUGACCUAGACUUUUAAGCAGUUUUAUAUGUACACCAUUAACACCAAGACAAAGAAAAUGUUUUGUUUUUAAUUCUAGCUAUGAAAUAACAUUGAGGAAUAUGUGACGAUACAGUUUAUUUUUUAAUUUUAUAUUAACAUUAAGACCAUAGCACGAAAAUUAAGCUUAUAUUUUCAUUCUAGUUUUAUAUUGACGCUUUAAAUAGAUCUAGAUGAAUGAAAGCAGAAUGUAUAGAUCUAGAUAUAAAUGCAUUUUGUUUGUUUGGUGUGUGGGCCUGAUGGUGGGGAGACUACAACACAAAAGAACUCAGACAAAGAUUAAAUUCUGUCAAAACUUUUGGUUCAUUCAAUCUUAUGUAUCAAUAUACUGUUUGGUGUUACCAGUCACAAGCUUGAGAAUAAAAAAAUACAAUAGCAAUAGAAAUGGAUUUAUUCAAAAACAUAGGUUGUACAAAAAGAGAUGCAAGAUGAGUAAAGUUGAAUUAAACAAAGUUUAUUAUCAACAGCUAGAAACAGAUGGUGUGUAGUUUUUUAAUGAUUAUAGAAUAAAAGCAGACAAAAAAAAAAUAUUUUAAUAUGCGAACUCUGGCAGACAACUGCAUAGUUAAAUACCCCACUUUUCCUUAAUUUUCAGACUUGAAGACAAUGCCUUAUUGUUAUUUAUUGUAGUACCGGUAUAAAAAUCAAGCAAUUUAAAAAGCUUCAUAAUCUAACAGUGCCCUGUAAAUACGCAACUUUUUUCUUCUAUCUAUAAAAGCUAAAUUCGGAUACCAACUAAUGCAUUUGGAAGAUAACUAAAUAUUUUUUUUAAUUGGAGAACACAGUUGUAAUAUGUUAUAAAUGCUGCCAUGGGUUCAUAUGUGUUUGAAGUCUUGUAGAACAUUUAGUUGUGAAUAUUUUCAAAUUGUUAUAAUUCUUGCUGAAACCAUAUUAUAAUGAAACCAUGUUUUGGUAGUUUUAUUUCAUACGAAAAAAUUAAAACAGCCAUAGCAUUUAUUUUAUGUGAACAUACUUUUACAGUUUAUCUUUAUCAUCAACAUUAACAAAUAGCUUGCUAGAUGGAUGAGUUUUCAUUAGCAUGAGAUUUAUACUUAUACUGUGAUGUGGAGUGUAGAUUUUAAUUUUAAAAAACUUUGAUGCUGAGUACUUUAUUGCUUGAAUUAAAUCAAGAAAAACAAAUAAAAAAACAAAAUAACAAAACCUUGUUUUAAGUUGAUGUAUAACUUUACUGUAAAGACUUGUAUAGAAAUACUCAAAAAUUUACAGUGGAAUUUAAAUUUAUAAAAUAUGUCAUUCUAAAAGGAAUUUAUUGCAUCAAGGCUUGAAAGUCAAUUGUUAUGUAAAUAUAAAUUACAAUAAUGACAUGGAUAAAUAUUUUUAAAAAUGUAAAUUGUUUCCCGUUCAUUUAACUCACAAAUGAGUUUGUAUAUAAAUCAACACUUUGUAAAAAUAAAUGCCCAUUUUCAAUAUCCCUAAAGCAACAUUCUAAAACAACAGGAUCAAUAUAAUGACAACAGUUUGAUAUGAACAUUUUUUUUCAGUCAUGCACAGUUACCUUCAAGCACUUCUUUAAUAAAACCUUUUGAUUUCUAAAAGCUAUUUCAACAAAAAAAAAAAAAAAACAUUUUAUUUUAGAAA
Messenger RNA from Biomphalaria glabrata, 3801 nucleotides. RefSeq lists its product as uncharacterized. Gene Ontology annotation, biological process: protein phosphorylation. Bases 905 to 1795 code for a protein of 296 amino acids. Gene Ontology annotation, molecular function: ATP binding; protein serine/threonine kinase activity. NCBI's taxonomy places the organism in Eukaryota, Metazoa, Mollusca, Gastropoda, Planorbidae. The transcript has 2 exons. The record is from RefSeq and is a predicted model, not a curated record.